UCGGAACACGACGGUGACGUAAUGCCUAAUCAGGAAAUGAAGGUGGUGCUUUGGAAGAAAUGCUAGAGCUAGCUAGCGCUUCAAGAUUCACCGUCUUAACAAAAGACGAACAAAUAUGACAAUAUUUCUCUCCAAUACAGGUUGAAGAACACCAUACAUCUGGAAAUACUACAUUCACUUUGACAUUCCACUUGUGAAGUUUUCCCUUUGGCUCCUCUGCCAAGCAGUCAUGUCUUCUGGCUGCCCACCCCAGUCACCAGCUGUGGCCAAGACAGACGUAACCGUAGAGGGGGAAUGCCCUCUCCUUGCUGCCACAUUUGCCUACUGGGACAACAUCCUCGGCCCACGCGUCCGUCACAUUUGGGUACCCAGAUGUGAGCAAUCGCUGUUCUUAAGCGAUGGCGAGGUGACCUUCUUAGCCAAUCACACGCUGAACGGGGAGAUCCUACGCAGCGCGGAGUGCGGGGCCGUUGACGUCAAGUUCUUUGUGCUGGCAGAGAAAGGCGUCAUCAUCGUGUCACUUAUUUUCGAUGGUGAACUGAAAGGUGACAAGAACACGUGUGCCUUGUCAAUCAUCUUGCCACAAACAGAAUUGGGCUUCUACCUGCCUCUACACACCGUGUGUGUGGAGAGGCUCAAACACAUCAUCCGGAAGGGACGCAUCUGGAUGCAAAAGGGCUACAACAUCAUCUCAGUGCUGUCAUCAGAGAUUGUCCCCAUUAUGGAGCUGCUGUCUUCAAUGAAGACACACAGCGUUACUGAGGACAUAGAUAUUAAGGACACUGUCCUAAAUGAUGAUGACAUUGGGGACAGCUGCCAUGAGGAUUUCCUGCACAAAGCCAUUAGCUCUCACCUCCAAACCUGUGGCUGCUCAAUGGUGGUUGGAAGCAACCCGGACAAAGUGAACAAGAUUGUGCGUACCCUGUGUCUCUUCCUCACCCCUUCUGAGAGGAAGUGCUCCCGUCUGUGCAAAGCUGACUCAUCUUUCAAAUAUGACACUGGGCUGUUUGUCCAGGGCCUCCUCAAGGAUUCCACUGGCAGCUUUGUUCUCCCCUUCCGCCAAGUGCUGUACUCUCCCUACCCGACAACGCACAUCGACGUGGACAUCAACACCGUGAAGCAGAUGCCCCCAUGCCACGAGCACACGUACAACCAGCGGCGCUACAUCCGCUCUGAGCUCAGUGCCCUCUGGCGUGCCGUCAGCGAGGAGGAGAUCACGCCCGAGGCCUUCAUCCACACUGCUGAGACCUUCACCCCGGAUCUAAACAUCUUUCAGGAUGUCAUGCACAAAGACACCCUUGUUAAGUCUUUUAUAGAUGAGGUGUUCAUGCUGAAGCCCGGCCUCUCCCUGCGGAGCACAUACUUGGCCCAGUUCUUGCUCCUGCUCCACAGGAAGGCGCUCACUCUGCUCAAAUACAUCGAGGACGAGACGCAAAAGGGAAAGAAGCCGUUCCGCUCCUUGCGCAACUUGAAGACAGAUCUGAACCUAAUGGUAGAGGGCGACCUAAAUAUCAUCAUGGCCUUUGCUGAGAAGUUGAGGGCAGGACUGCACUCUUUUGUUUUUGGAAAACCUUUCUACACCAGCGUUCAAGAGCGGGACGCACUCAUGAGCUUUUGAACGUAAUGUACUUAAGUGUCUUCCUUGCAGAGAUGCAUCAAAAUUUGGGACAAUUGUUGGGUUGUUGACCGCUUCCAAAUCCGUUGUUACAAAAUGAUCAAAAUGGUUCAUACCUUCCCAAUGCUUCUCCAGUGUAUGUGCUCGACAAGGGAUUUAAUCAAACACAUCUAAUACUUUGACAGACACAAUAUUGUCAAAUUUGAUUGCUUGCAGUUAAACCUUUUAAGGAGUUUGGUAUUGAGAAUGAAGUAGAACUUGAAUAGAGCUGACAGUAGCCGUUGUUUUACUUUAUAUGAACAAAUGUUUUGGUUAUGCUGCAGGUCACGUAGGGACUGUAGUUGAUUAGCGAUUUCAAAUAGGCUUUAAAGACAUUAAAACCGACAAACUGUCAGAACAGUUUGCCUUAUUUAAUUAUAGUUUUGAAAAGCCUUUCAUACAGCAUUCAGCUUACAGAAAGGUUGUUAAGAUGCACUGUUGUGGGUUUGAUGUGUCACUUUACAAAUUGUAUUUGAAAUCAUUUUUCAAAGCACGAGUGUCUUAUGUGUGUGUCUUUCUUAUGUAAUAUGUGUAUAUUUUAUGACUGUGCUGUACUGGUCUUUGAGAAAACAAAUACAAAAAUAAUAUUGUGAUUGAGUCAAUAGUUGGAAUAUUUUACAGGAUGUUCGCAUCCGUGUACAAGUAGUUAAUGGCCAUCUUCCUGUACUUAAUAAUAAUUUGCUAGUGGUAACUUAAUUAACCAAACCAAAAACGGGUCUCAUCAGUGUGUCUCUCCAUCAAAGGGGGAUGCAAAUAUUGAUGUAAUGUUGAGGGUGUCAGGCAUUAGCCCUUGACUGAGAAUAUGUUCAAGGACAAACUGGACUGACUGUAGUCUUGAGUUUGAGCAUGACUAUGUACUGAAUGCUAUUGUUUUGGUAUGUAAAUAUAAUUGAAUAAUAAUGUAACUUAUUUGAUGGAUAGGCAUCAUGUAAUAUGCCCUCUCUUGUCUUGCUGUCAUUGUCAAAUGAAAUAUGUUGUCAUAAAGGAUAUUCAUAAAGCCAAUGAUUUAAA
Molecule: messenger RNA, 2665 nt
Organism: Hypomesus transpacificus
Lineage: Eukaryota; Metazoa; Chordata; Actinopteri; Osmeriformes; Osmeridae
Gene: c9orf72
Product: C9orf72-SMCR8 complex subunit
Exons: 10
Coding region: 230-1618 (462 amino acids)
Biological process (GO): autophagy; endocytosis
Cellular component (GO): autophagosome; endosome
Molecular function (GO): guanyl-nucleotide exchange factor activity
Source: RefSeq, a predicted model, not a curated record